GUUGCCAAUGUGCGCCAGUUUGGCGACGACAAGCUGAGUUAACGGUAUCAAAGAGAGAAGUAUAAAGAGAGCGAUUGGCCUCUACAGAUGAUAUACGCUCUCUUUGUGGUUCGCAAGCCAUAGAACAUCUCUUGAUCCAUCUCCAAAAGUUGUCGAAUCAACGUCAGCCAUUUUGCCAUGAAGACCUUCACGCUUGUCUCAGCCUUCCUGGCUACAGCACUCGCUGCACCAGCUACAUUUGCACCAAGCGAUAUCACACCACGCACUCUGAGCGUCCUGAAGAACUUCGCCAAAUGUCCGGCAAAUCCUGCCCAACCUGACGGCAGGUUACCCAAAGGAAACAGCAUCUCAACCUCAGUACUCGUCCCCAUAUCUGCCAAGAACCCCGACAAAGCAUACCCAGCCACGGAAUGGGCGACCGUAACUCCCAAAGAUAAAUGCACAAUCUUCAAUCUCGAGCUCGACUCUGACGCCACCCAAGGCAAGAUCUGCAAUCUUGUCUUCGACUUUCCUUCUCUUAUUCAAGCACCUGGUCUUUUCGUCUUUCAAGGCCCUGGUCAUUUCACUUUUACCGGUUACGAUAUCAAUGCUGGUGCAGAGGCUGGCGUUACUACGUACAACCACCAACCACGUCCAGGACCUAGCCCACCAAACCCACCGCCGGUCAUCAAGCCGGGCAACAGCUAUAUUGUCAAUGGUGCUCCGUGUGGAAUUCCUCCUGGCAUCGGAAAGGUGACCGUCAGUGGGGCAUUGUGCUCCGAUGAUACAACGUUGACGUUCAAGCAAAGCGAUUUGCUGUGUCCCUUGGGUUUUUACGUUGUGCUUACUGAUGAUCCUAACGCGGGAGGUUAUGCGCCUCACUAAGAACUCGGUAUUGAUUGAUGGGUAUGAUGGUCAUAGGAUUGUUAGUUCAGUAUAUAAAUUUAUUUCUAUUCUUACAAGACUCAGCUGUGUCAUUUGGUGCAUACUUCUUGUGAUGUUCGGUACAGGAUCUCGAGUGAAAGAGCGGGGUUGUCCGAUCUUCAAGAUUGUCCAGGAAGAUAUGUGUAUCCCUGUGUCAAGUGCUUCCUGUAUCGUUGACUUUAUUGCAAAGCUGUACGACCGUUGGUCG
This is a messenger RNA of Alternaria alternata, 1111 nucleotides long. RefSeq lists its product as hypothetical. The transcript is spliced from 2 exons. The coding region runs from base 178 to 864 and encodes 228 amino acids. The record is from RefSeq and is a predicted model, not a curated record. Lineage: Eukaryota; Fungi; Ascomycota; Dothideomycetes; Pleosporales; Pleosporaceae.